GGUUUUGGCCUCAUUCCUGCAUAAUCAAUAUUAGGCUAGGUAGAAAACGGUCAUUUUCUUUCAUAAUUGCAUGUUACUUUCGCUGAAAAAAUAAUCUCAUAUAAAAUUAACAUAAAUAACAAUCAUCGUUGGUUACGUUGUGGAUGGCGUUUGUGCCAAAUUCACACAUUGCGAUUUCAUGUGAGUUAAUUUAAAGCAGCUCACUUGGUUACCCGAGCGUACGGCGUUUUUAGUCUGCCUACUUAUUAUUAGGUAUGCCACGUAAAACGUGUUUGUUCUAUUACAUGAAAUGUCGUGGCGCGACUCUCGCGACUUUACAGGUAUGAUGCUAAAAUAAAUAUUGAAACCGGCGAAGUAUAAAAUGAAUUGUCAGUUCAUUUCACGGCAGACAUCGUGGAGGAGACACUGUAAAUAAACUCAGAUUAAAUAGUUGUGAAAUAGUGGUGCUCUUGCACGUGAGAGGAUAUUUGGUGUGAGGCGGGCGGAGCCGAUGGUCGCGGCUCGGGCACGUCACGGCGGAGGGCUGUGCGGGCUCGGGUGCGGGGUGCGCGGACGACUCGCGUACCUCGCCACCGCCCGGCUUCGAUCGCGAGCUCUUCCAGGAGCUAAGCUAUCUACCUGAUGCGGAACUGCGCGAGUGCCUCGGCGAAUACCCUGACUUCCUAUACCACGUGGCGAGGGACAGAUACGGCCGACUCUACUUUCGCGUCAUCCGGACUUUGCUCCUUGAUAGAGUUCUAUGCAGCAACAGGGUGAGCCAAAUGACAAAAACCUACAAUGACAUUGAAGCGGUAACAAGGCUCUUAGAAGAAAAAGAGAAAGAUUUGGAGUUGACGGCACGCAUCGGCAAGGAGUUAUUGACAGCUAAUGGCCGACUGGAGGCGCGUGUUACAGCACUCGAGGGCGAUUUGCGCAGCGCUCGAGAUCUCAUCACACAGUUGAAACACGAUCUCACAACUAAAACAGAUUUAUUGCAGGUGUUAACAAAUGACACAGAGGAAGGCAACUCCCCGACGGAGGAGCAAGAAGCGGCUUGCGCGGCAGCGCUGCGCAAACGCACCGGCGCACUGGAGCGAGAAAAUCGAGCUCUUCGCGAGGAGGCUGCCCGGCUCGCCGCCGGCACCGACAGCGCCGAGCUGGCUGAGCAGCAGCUGCUGCGAGAUAUUGCGCAACAACUCGCGAGUGCAAACUCGGAAGCCACCAUCCUGGGCAAUGAGUUGGCGGAGGAGAGACAACGGAACGCCGACCUCCAGCACCAGGUUGAUAGUACAAACGCAAGGCUCGCCCUCACUGAAAGAAAUUUCCAACAGCUAACCGCAGAACACGAGCACACAAUAAGAAUAUUAGAAAUCACUAGAGAAAAUCAAAAUGCUCUUGCAGCAGAGUUGGCUGACACGAAGGAGCGGUACGCGGAAGUGGCAGCGCACCUGGCGGAGGCACAGGAACAGCUGCGACAGCUGCGCAAGCGUGGAGAGCCGGUGCGGGGGCUGAUGCCGAGCGUGGCGGCCGCCGCCGGCCUGCUGCCUGCCAGCCUGCACCGCGAGAUGCACUCCUCUGUCUUCUCGGAGCUCAGCCUCGACUCCGGCAUUGGCGAUCCGCUCGCACAGUCAAGUAUGCAGAAAGUGUUUGAAACCGUGCAGUGUGCAUCGCGGUGGUCGGGCGCGUCGGGUGCGUCGGGAGCGUCGCUGCACGGUUCGGACGCCGUGGACGCGCCGUCCGCGCCCCCCGCGCCCUCCGCCUACCUCAAGCCUCCUCCAAAGAGAACCUCCUGCGAUUCGUUCUUCGACGACACCUCCGAUACCGACUCCGAUGACCUAUACCCCGGCGGCGCGGGCGUGGGCGUGCCGGGCGCGCCGGGCGCGGCGGAGCUGGCGGCGGCGCUGCGCCGCCUCACGCCGCACGAGAUCGACUCGCGCCGCGCCUCGCUCGCCGCCUCGCACGUGCUGCGCCACCGCCGACACGCCGACAGAGACCUCAGUGAAGAGAGUGCGGUGUGGGGCGCCGGCGCAGCGGGUGGCCUGGCUCGAUUCCGCCCUCCACAUAAACUACAGAUCGUUAAACCUUUGGAGGGCUCCCUCACACUGCAUACGUGGGCGCAACUGGCUAAACCCACAAUGUCAGGUCUUCUAGAAGAGCAAGAGGGUGUAGGUGUCCGCGGUUCGAGGUCAGCGGCUGCGCUCGGCAUGCAGACGUACCGGCUGUCCGACGUGGAGGAAGACGACGACAUGCCGCGUCUACCGCACGCUAGUCACGUGUACACAUUCACUAAUAGCACCGUGCUUCAUCCGAACGAUGGUAGCCUCGCGAGCACGAGCGUGAGCAGUGUGUGCAGCAGCGGUAUGAGCAGCCUCGCGAGCAGCGUGCUGGGCAGCGCAUGGAGCUCGCGGCUCACGUCGCGCCGCACCUCCGCCGCCGUGUCGCCCGUGCUCUCGCGCCGCGAGUCCUUCUGCACGCCGCCUUCGCGGCCGCACUUCUCGCCCACCGCCACGCCUGCCAACAGCCCGCUGCUCGGCUCGCCGGACGCCUCGCCGCCGGCGACGCCGCGCCCCGGCGACGCACCGCCCUCCCUGCACGCGCUUAUCGCCAGCGGAACCUCCAUCUUGCGACGGCGGUACCUGGGCGCCGCGUCGCCGUCGGCGGACGGGGCACCCGCCCCGCUCGCUCUCCAGACGCCCGGAUCACUAUACACGGGCCUCGUGCACCGCAGCCCCAUGGAGCAGCUUACGUGUUUGAAACGCACGCUGCGUUCGCCGGCCGCCCCGCCUACCGCGGAACUAAGCUCGCCUGCGGCUCCGACUGCGCUGCCACUCGGCGUGCCCGCGCACCCAGGUGAGGGUGCACUGGACGCCGGUGCAACGAACGGACGGCGAUUGCGGCCCCGUGCCGACUUGGGUACGGUGGAGCCGGCGCAGCCGUCGAGCCCGGCGACUCGGUCGCCGUUCGGUACGCUCAGCCUUCUUUUCGGCCGGAAAGGCGGUCUACUGUAGGAGCGUCACGUCGCGGACGAGGCAAUCCUCGAGCGGUUGUUCGCCUCGAUGUCUCAUCAGUUUCUCCGUAAUAUGGAGAAAACAAUUUAGUUUUUUGUGAUUAAACGGUGGAUGUCACUUGUUUUCUACGUGAUACUUUUUAUAAGCAUCUAGAAUAUUAUUAGCGUGCGUCUACCGUGAGAGGUUUUGUUUUGAAUUAGUAUAAUUUCAAUAUCUCGAUUUUUAUUAUAUUUUGACGUGUAUUUUUCGUAGCAUUUUUUUUUUGUAGAGAAUUGCCAUGUGCAUUUAUGUGGCUAGCCGCGGGAUUGUAAAACGAGUGAACAUUAUUUGAAUAUUUCUCAUUUUCUGUAUGCAUUUUAUUCUCUCUGAAACAUUCCUACUGUUAAGAGCUCAACUAUUUGAUCUUCUAGAUAGAGAGAAAUAUCACCAGGAUGCAAGAAUUCUUAUAAUGCAAUUGCGGGCUGUUUAAAAGUCAAAUAUAAUAUUAAACUAAAAAAUAAAAGUAUUUUAAAUCAAUCAAUAUGAUACUGGUCGAUAAAAGUUUUGUGACCAAGUUUUUUUAAUAUUCAAAACUAUCGAGAUAAUAGUAUAUUGAUUUUAUAAAUGAGAAUGUCCCGUCGCUGAACACCGUAGUAUUAUUUAUAAGGGUUGUAAUAUUUAUAAUUAGGUAGAUCAAUAGUGAGACUUAAUACUUAGAUAAUGUAGGGCUUCAAGUAAACGUAAAUCAACACUGAUAUUCAACAUGCAAUUAUUGCAAUAAUGUUAUCAUGCCUUUGAUUGUUUUUAGUGUUGAUAAAUAUUGUAUCAUUGUAAAUAAUCAAAUUUCCAUUAAUUUAGAAGAGUACAAAUUAUUUAUGUCUAAUAUGAUAAAUAGUGUAUUAUUAUUCUUGACGAAUAAUAAUUAAUGCAGGUAUUUUUUUUUUACUUAAAUGUUUUUUAUUGAUUGAGAUUGGGGUAUUCUGAAACAUCAUAACUAUUUCUAAAAUUUCAGUUUUCUGUAAUUUAUAAUAAUAGAAAAUUAGAAAUUAUCAUAGAGUCUACUUUAAAUCGACUCAAUAUUCACAAUAAUCUUUAUUUAAUGAACAUAAAUUUGAUGGUUCAAAAUAUAUUGACUAAACUAUACAUUUAAAUUUUAUAAUUUUAAAGACUAAAGUUUUAGAGAUAGGUUUAAGGAGAUGGCACUCGGAACCAACCCUAUUGUUAAUGUCCAUAAUUUUUUGUAAAUAAAUGAAGGAAGUUUCGCUUCAUGCCAUUUUGUUGCUUAAUCGAUUAUUCGUAAUUUCUGGUCUUUGGUACUAAUUUAGGUCUGAAAUAAAUAAUGGUGCAUGCCAUAGUAUAGGUAAUUUUUGAAUUUUUGCAAAAAAGUUGCACCAUACGGAUGGGAAGGACAGAAUGUCGAUAAUGAUCACAGCUAUCUCCAAUUUAGUAAAUUGUUAUAGUUCAAUUUGUUCAGUUACUGUUAGGUUACUGAAAUUGGUGCUAGAUAGUAUUAUUAUGUCAGUUUUGAUUUAAUAGUAACACACUUUGUGUUAUUUUACUUACUCUGUUAUAGUUUUGGUUUCAUGUAAUUGUACUUUGAACUUAAGUAGUCAAGUAUGUAUACAAAUGAAUAUAAUGAUAUUGUCUGAUAAAAGGCCUGAGAAUUUAAGUUCAUAGUAAGAUUCAGUAGCAGGUUUUGCCUUUGCUUUAAUUUAUAAAAAUAGUCAAUGGAGAAAUAAUGUUGGUAAUCAAUGUUAGGCUGUGAAGCGAUCAACUGUUGAGGUGUUUAGAAAAUGUUAUCUAGACCUGAAAUCUACUUGUAAGUAGGCACAAACUAUGGUGUAGACUUAAGGGCAAUCUGAUGAGAUAUGACGAUUACAAUAAAAUGAUAAUGAAUGAAUAAUAAAAGAAAUAUAAUUUAUUCAAACUUU
Messenger RNA from Galleria mellonella (greater wax moth), 4897 nucleotides. It is a transcript of the gene milt, whose product is annotated as trafficking kinesin-binding protein milt. Bases 762 to 2987 code for a protein of 741 amino acids. NCBI's taxonomy places the organism in Eukaryota, Metazoa, Arthropoda, Insecta, Lepidoptera, Pyralidae. The record is from RefSeq and is a predicted model, not a curated record. The transcript has 12 exons.